UCAGGGCACAAAAGCUUAUCCUGACGGCAUGUUUCACGGAUGACAGAAUGGAGAGAGACGAUGUAUAGAAGUGCCGAGUCAGUAAUGGCUUCUUUGGUAACAGAACGUUCACGACCAUUCUCCGCGGUCGACACCGUCGCUCAUCCAUCCAUUUAUCCAUCCAUCCAUACGGUCACACCUCUCUCUGCGCUUUCACAUCCCCAUUCCCGGCCUUGAGCAAAGUCGCAACUCUCCACAAACCAGUGACACAGCAACAUCACCAUGGUUAUGGCGAAGAAAGAACAACAGAAUCAUGAAUCGCCAUCCAGACAAAACCCCCGGUCAAGUACACUCCGGAACGACUGGGCCGCCGCCGCCGCCGCCGCCGCAGCGGAGGAAGGAGAGACUGCGCCACGUGUGUGGACGGGCAACACGGGCAGCAAGCUAGGGAGUUUUACCAAGCAGCCGAUAAUUAUUACCCAUCCAUGGGAAUGGAAGAUCCGGAAUAUUACUAAAGGGCCAAAUCUCCUGGCUGGCGCCGCCACAGACAUGGCGCAUAGAAUCAUAUGCAGCCCUUCCGAGGCUCGCACACAUACAUGCACGCAUACAUAUUUCUCAGUCAGUCAGUCAGUCAGUCAGUCAGUCAGUCAGUCAGUCAGUCAGUCAGUCAGGCACAGCCUGCACAUUCAACCCGUGUGUGAUGACUUUGUGAUGUCUUGCUUUUCUGCUGCAAGGGACGGACUGACUGGCUCGCUGGCUGGCUGGCUGACCGACUGACUGGACGGCCCAGAUCGCCUGCUCCAUCCAGACAUCCAG
Molecule: messenger RNA, 795 nt
Organism: Pseudovirgaria hyperparasitica
Lineage: Eukaryota; Fungi; Ascomycota; Dothideomycetes; Acrospermales; Acrospermaceae
Exons: 2
Coding region: 262-756 (164 amino acids)
Source: RefSeq, a predicted model, not a curated record